AUUUCACUGUAUUGAGAAUAUCGCAAUGUCCAACGACGAAAAUCCACUCUUACGCCCACCGUUUUUCCCCAUUCCAGGAGUCGACCCCAACGCACCUAUCUCAGCACAAACGGAACGAAUCGACCAGCUCAAUACUUUACUUUUGCAAGACAUUGAUGCCAACUUUGCACGAUUUCACCAGAUCAUUACCAGCAAAGUGCUUCCUCAGAUCAAGCGCUACGCUAUUUCUUCGGAGCCUACCCGAGAGUCUGCUCUAUUUUGGAGAUCAUUCUUUGAGAAUGCCUCGACGGUUCGGCUGUCUAAUCAAGGCGAAAGUGAUACUACUAUGACAUCUCAACAGCCAGAUACUUCAACACAGUAUGACGACCAAACCCUUACUCUCAGACGGAGUGCCGACGAAUCAUCAGUCCGUAAUGAUGACUCUUUCAUGUUCGAUCCUCCACCGGGUACAUCCUCAACCCCUCUUCCUGCUGGUCGAGGAGCAGGUGGUCGACCAAAUGACAGCUGGGAAGACUCCAUGGAGUCACCUUUUGAUAGGCUGGAUAGGAAGUUGAUGGAUGAGUUGAAAAUCGGCAAGGAAGGCUACGAGGAACAAUCAAGCAGUGAGAUGCCUACGCCAAGCUUACCUAGCGGGUACAGUCUACCUGGGCUUGAUAGCCGGGAUUCGUCUAGGAUCAGUAGUAUCCAUGACUAUUCUGUUGGAACAAUUGAUCCUUCUCGAGAAUCAGAACUUCCCUCAUCUUUUGGACAAUCACAUUCCCGUCUCGCCCAAUCCUAUUACCCAUCCCCUACACCCAAAGCCAAUCGUCUUGCUGAUCCUCCUCCUGCAUCAUCCAACCCCUUCGGUGCCAAUUUUAAAGGCAUUGUAGACAUGCGAGACACGCCUCUCAAUGCCAAAACAAAGGGCAAAGAUAACUUCAAGCCAAAAACUUCUAUCGUUCCCGGCCUGGAUGAUGAUAGCGACUCCGAUGAAUCGAAUGGCGGAUUUGGUAUGUCUCCACCUGUGACCAUGAAAUUCGACCUCCCUCCACGGGCACAGGCAAUUAUGAAUGCCGCACGUACUCCUGGCAAAGUUAAAGGCAAAGAGGUUGAGGAUGCUGCUGCCGGAGCUGCUGACAAGGAGAGAGAGGCCAAAUUCAUCUUGGAUGAUUUACUGGAAGAGAUGAGUAAUGAAAUGUCUCCAAGGAUGGAGACCCCUGAAGCACUUAGGAGAUAUUCUGUGCUUCCCGGAGACAAUGCACCUAGCAGGUUGCUUUUCUCUUCAUCUUCACAGCCUGCAAUUGCGGAAGACGAAGAUCAAACUUUCCACGCCCCCUCUCUUUCGCAUCCAUUACAUCCAUCACAUGCCAGGAGGGAUGAUCACGCUGAGGAGACAUACCAUCCCACAUCUCGUCCGGCCGCAUCAAGGCAAUCUCUUGCCAACUCCUCAUUCAACUCCAACACCACUGAAAUUCCCAAUGCCCAGAUCGUCUACUCUCAGGAAGAAGAUUCGUUCGACGAUGAGGGCGAUACAUUCGACUCUUCCGGCGAAAUUUCUUCAUUGCACGUCCCUUCCACAGGGUCUUCUACUCACCCUGGUUUUGCUUCCCUUCCCCCAUCGUCUCACCCUUCCCAUCCCACAAUGGCAGACGAUUCAUAUCUUUCCUCAGAAGGCGACCUCACACAAAUCACACAAGCGUCAAAUACAUCACUCUUCGGUGGUGGGCCUCAUGGAGGUCACUUAGGCGCGGGAGCUGGAGGGAGAUUUGCUUUAAUGACCAAGGAGGAUAUGGAUACUUAUCAUGGUGGACGACUGGAGGACGCUGCAGGAGAAGACGUGUGGUUUAGCCCCACGAGGGAUUUGGCUAGAGGAAGGAAUGCGGGUCCAUAAUGUAAGAUUGUUGAAUUCUUUUGAGAAAGUAGAGGAUUACAAUAUCUAGGAUGUGUAUGAUUUGAUAUCUUUUCAAACUUGAUGUGCGUGUUAUAAAAUAGAGGGUUGGUAGUAAACAAUCUUAAGGUACCAGUAAUCCACCACUUUGUUACCAUUCUAUCUUCUCUUCUGUUCGCCAUAACCAUCAGCCUUCUGGAUCCAAUCAACCCGGCCUAGUAAUUCUCAUAG
Cryptococcus deneoformans JEC21 is the source of this 2098-nucleotide messenger RNA. RefSeq lists its product as hypothetical. Gene Ontology annotation, biological process: attachment of spindle microtubules to kinetochore. Gene Ontology annotation, cellular component: mitotic spindle; mitotic spindle pole body; DASH complex. The transcript has 2 exons. Bases 26 to 1870 code for a protein of 614 amino acids. The record is from RefSeq and is a predicted model, not a curated record. Lineage: Eukaryota; Fungi; Basidiomycota; Tremellomycetes; Tremellales; Cryptococcaceae.